Molecule: messenger RNA, 4638 nt
Organism: Triplophysa rosa
Lineage: Eukaryota; Metazoa; Chordata; Actinopteri; Cypriniformes; Nemacheilidae
Gene: pag1
Product: phosphoprotein membrane anchor with glycosphingolipid microdomains 1
Exons: 9
Coding region: 556-1779 (407 amino acids)
Biological process (GO): negative regulation of T cell activation; intracellular signal transduction
Cellular component (GO): membrane raft; plasma membrane
Source: RefSeq, a predicted model, not a curated record
CUCUACAUCUUUGAAGUGUAGCGGAGGACUGAGGGCUGGAUAGAGAGUGAGAGCACCACCGGACCGGUAUGUUAUGUCUGGCACACAUCGCCGUCCGCACUGCAGUCCUCGAGCUCAGUCUUUUCUUAUCAUAUUUGAAAUACGUUGUCGCGUGCUGCUGUGUGAACCUGCGCUGACCAUAAAAUAACUCACCACAGAAAAAACAGCUGAUCCACGGAUGCUCGUCUCGGGCAACAACCACCAAAGACAAACAAGUGUUCAGAUCAGACGGGCUGCAGGCCUCGGCCUCCGCUGGGAUGCCAGAUAUGUGAUGGUUAUCAGUCUAUUCAGCUUGUGGAGGUGGGGCACGGCAUCACACAGCAUCCUGGACCAGAGCUCUGGCAUGGAUUUUUGGAUCGCUGUCAAAUGAAAGUAGCCGACAUGUUUGGGUUGCUAAGGGAAAAAGUUUAAGAACCGUUUUUUCAGGCCGAGUUGUCUGCGGUACGGGAGAACGUAUCCAGCCUCGGCAGUGAGGUGUGUUUGGUCGAUGAAGGCCACUCACCAUUGUGAUGUAUAAUGGCUCCUGUGCUGAGUGCUGUGUUGGGGUCAGGGGCCGUGGGGUCAGAGGUCGCAGUGCUGGCUAAAGGGGAGCUGGCUCUUAUUGGAACGCUCACGGGACUCUCUGCUUUCCUGCUGCUCUCCGUGCUGCUGCUGCUGCUGUGUGCGAGCUGCCAGGGGCAGAAACAAGGGAGCGGGCCCCCAGGAGACCAUGAAAACCUGAUGAAUGGGGUGUCGGAAAAAGAAACGUGCAGCCAGUCGGCACAAAGUCACGGCACUGAUUUGGAGGUCAGCAGCUCCCAUAAUGGGCCUCUCACAAGUGGUACAGGUACAGUACUCACGGACACGAUGGACACGAGUCCCCAGCCCUCAGAGGACAUGCUGUCCAGCCAAUCGGAGAUCAGGUCAUCCAAGUGUCAUCAGGACCGGGAAUUACCCAGCAUCCCACCCACGGAUGCCCUCAAGGCAGCUGUGCUCAACGGUCAAGCUGCUUCAGGUGACGGCACGUAUGAAGUGCUGAAGGACGGCGCCUCCCGAGACGUCAGCGUGGAGGAUUCUCUGUACGAAACAGUGAAGGAGCUGAAAGACAUCGGCCUCCCCAACGGUACGCUGAGCCCGGAGGAGCCGCCCGCACCUCUAGUCAACGGUCACCCCAGCCCCGCCACACCGGAUCGGAACGUGCUGCCCAACGGCGUUGAGUACGCCUCUGUGAACCUCAGCAAGAAAAGCCGUUAUAGCACUGAUAUGGAAGCCAGGCGCUCGGCUGCCAUCGUGGAUCCUGAAGAGCUGGAAGAUGAGAAACCACCUCCCGUUCCAGAUAAAGUUUUGGAUGAAAAUGACAACCAACAGAUUAACGACCUUCCAAAUGGACAGUUACACUCCUCAUUGUUGACUCCAGAGCUGCAGAAUAACGUGUCUCUGGACAGUGAGUUAUCAGACAUGUACUCCAAGGUGGCUAAGCCGGUUGUUAAGGAAACAGAGCAUGACUACAGCAGCAUCGCAGAGAUCAAGGGUUUAGUGCCCGAGUCGACGUCCAGUGAUCUUUACGCCACAGUCAGGGAGGAAUUCCCUUUAUCUCCUGGCUCCCAGCCUCUGGAGCUCACAGAAAACGGAGAACCUGGGUACGAGAGCAUCAAGAUUCCCAAAGCAGCUGAAGAGGAUCAUCAGGGUAACGGGACAGUGGAACCAGACUAUGAGAGCGUUGGGGAACUGGGUCUGAGCAGGGAAAUCUCUCGUCUUUGACCACCCACUCAACCGGAGACUGUGGAAUCUGGGGUGAUAUUGUGAGCAUAAGGCACUUAGCCCUUGAUGACUGAGGAGGCGAUUCACUAAAAAUGUACUGCGGUCACAUAUAGCAUACGGUUAACUUGCACGUUUUAGCACUGUAAUCCAGGCACCUAAAUUGACCAUUUAAAAUACCUGAAAUGUUCUCUUAUAUCAGAAUUAUUGCUGUGAUCAAAAGAAAAUCAUAGAUGUUUUUUAAACAUAAACAUUUAAAUACAUUUGUUAAUAAAUCCCAUUUACUUUUACAGCGAUAAGCAAAUAGUGCCGUGCAUAAUAAAGCGCAAUCUAUAAAAAGUCAAAUUUAGAAAACAGAAGGGCGUGUUUGCUCAGAAAAAUAAUAACAAUACAACACAAUUUAAAUACGCCACUUGAAUGCGUUUAGUGCCUGUUUAACUGGAAUGUUGGUGGUUAGUAAAAAUGACACAUGCAAAAUUGGUGCAAUUGUUUAGUGAACUCACCCCUGAAUGUUUCGGAGUGAUUUUAAAUGUUAAAGUGACAAUUAAAAGGGUUUAUUUGGUGUCAGGGCCAUUGAAAUCUUCUAGUAAACAAUACUGCGUCGACCAAAGUAUGCUUCAGUGUAAGACCUGUGACCCAGCACAGGAAAUGAAACACUGCCGAUUGGCUCACAAGAAGGUUUGCUAUGCUAUUGAUGUGAAUAUUUGGGCACAACAAACCCGAGAUGCCCUUUUAACAUCAUCUGUGCUCACAUGAAAAAUAUUUGAUUCAUAACGUGUACUAGAAGUUCUAGCGUUCUCGCACGCUGCACCUGCUGCGAAAGGCCUUAUCAUUUUCACAUGAUACUAUUCAAGCAAAGAACAAGUCUGAAUGGGCUGGAGUUGUGUCCUUACAUUACCCUUAAAUACAGCAAGACUUUUAGAUGAGUCCAAUGAGGAACUACACUCAUCCGUAUCAUUCAGAACAGCUGGAGCGUUAAGUUCCACAAAAGAUCACGCAGUAAACAGGUUACAUCACAUGACACGUAUCAAAAGAGAAAUGUUUAAAUGUAGCCGCCAUUCUGAGCCUCUGAGUUCAGGUGAGGAAGUGUCCUUUUAAGGUACGCAGAGUUAAAGUAUCCAACUCAUGUACGAGUGUGUAUUAUUGAAAAGUUGGCUCUUAUCUUUUGCUGAUGUGAAUUCAACUUCUUUAAUCGUCAUUUGUGAUGUUAUCGAGUUAUGUUACAUAAUAUUUGUAAAAAUACAUUUUAAGAUUUUUUAAUCGACGCAGCUGUAUUGAUUGUGUUUCAAAUACAUUAUAUAUUUCAGAUAUUGUUUGGUUUUUACAUAUAAUAGGUACGUGGCAUUUCAAAAGACUGAUAAGCACAGGGGGAUUAAGAGAAAUCAAUGGUUCUGCCACACUGCAGCUUUGCCUGGCAGCUUUAUUAUGUACUUUAUUAUCAGGUAUGCAUUUGAGUUUGCUGCAUUUACUUGUAGCAGUAUAAUCGAAAAAGCGUGUCCAGACGCCGCAUGUGACAAUUUCAUGCCAAGAGACACUUGUAAAUAUUCAAAUGAGCUGUUAAAUGUCACUGUUUAAGUAUGAUUUUAAAGAUCGUUACCAUUGGCAACAGCUACUUCCGAUUGACAAUAAAAGGAAUGUUUUGUUAUAGUUUGUUUGUUUGUUAAAGGAGGUUUAUUUACAUCAGGCAUUUAUUAACAGGAUUUCUUAGCACUAUUUAAACGUAAGGUUUACGUAAUGGACUGUGGAUGGAGUCCCAAUGUUGUCCGUGCUUUGUAAUGAUGGUACAUUGUGUUGGUACAGAUUCUGUAUGAAAAACAUCCUUGUUUUGUUUAAUAUUACGAGGAAACAUUCUGUUUCUCCCUCUUACCAAAUUCUGUGCAUUUGGUUGUAAAUACGUGAAUUUUGCAUUUAUUGCAUAAUCAUCUUUGUAUUGUUGUAUUUGCUUAUUAAACAGUACAGUCAUGCUGGACUAAUAACAUGCAUGCAUGUAUUUUCACAUCAACUAUUUACCUUCUAAUUAAAGUGUUAUUUAUCGAUUAACAUCAUGUUUAGUCCUAUGUUUACAUAAGGCAUUAUUAUUACUAAUUUAUACUGCAUUGCUACAAAUACACAUUCAAAAUGUGUUAAUAUUGGAUCUGUCAGUACAAACUAGUAAAUUCUCAAGUGUCUUCAUUUGCUAGUUUUAUUACCAUGUCACACGUUAUUAAAGGACCUCAAAUAAAGAGCAUAUUCCACUCGGUUGCCUAGUAUUGAUUGAGCCUCAUGCAUUUUAAAUGUGACUGUCAUAAGGGAAGUGUGGUAAAAGGAUAUUGAAUGGAGUUUUUCAUUCUCACUUCAAAAGGAAUAAUUGUUUCUUCAUUAAUAUUCAUCAAAUCUUUCAACUAUGCUUAAGGGCUAAUUCUUAUGGUUUAUUAUGACCACAACCACACAGUAAUUACAAUACACACAGGUAUGUUCUUGAAAGGCAUAGGCUAGUUCACCUAGAAAUAAACAUUAUGUCAUCAUUUAUUCCCCCUCAUGUCAUUCCAAACCUGUAUGAUUGCUUUCCUCUGCAGAACACAAAAGAAGAUAUUUUGAAGAACGUUGAUAACCAAACAAUGCUGGAUGCCAUUCGUUAUUUUUGUGUGAAUUCUCACUUUAACAGGAUCAAUGUCAUUAUCAGUUUAGGUAGACAUUGUCAUGCUGACUAUAUGUACAUAUUAAUUGUGUUGAACCAGACACGCUUGAACACCUUUUAAUACAAACAAGAUAACAAUUAUCCUCAUCAAUAACAUCAAUGACACUACUGCCCUUUAGCUGUUUGUAAUGUUUAAAGUAACUAAACCUUAUUUAUCACAAUAAAUUUUUUAGAGAGUGACCUGC